Messenger RNA from Telopea speciosissima, 1261 nucleotides. RefSeq lists its product as uncharacterized. NCBI's taxonomy places the organism in Eukaryota, Viridiplantae, Streptophyta, Magnoliopsida, Proteales, Proteaceae. The record is from RefSeq and is a predicted model, not a curated record. Gene Ontology annotation, molecular function: protein binding. Bases 45 to 1244 code for a protein of 399 amino acids. The transcript is spliced from 2 exons.
GUUCCUUACACUCAGUGGAGUCUAGCAGAAACAUCGCCGGCGACAUGGACGGAAGCCGGAACCUGGCGUCAAACACUGUCGGCCUAUGCCUCCUUCCGUCGGAGCUCAUUCAAGAUAUUCUCAUGCGUCUUGCACUGCCUGAACUCUCCUGUUUAAGGUCAGUGUGCAAACUCUUAACUUCAAUUAUUUCCGGUAAUGAUUUCCGCCGCGAGUUCAACGUCAGGUCGAGCUCAGAUAGCUGGCUCUUCGUUUACAAGAAGAGAUCUACUCGUGCUUCCGUACUCCACGGUUUCACUGAAAGAUCUGACCGGUGGUUCAACAUUCCGAUCGUCAAGUACUUGUUUCCGGUGAUUCCUCCCGGUGAAGAUCUCUACUUCUUGACUGCUUCCGGUGAUUUUUUCCUCUUUGCUUCAAAUAAUUGCCGAGAAUUGAUCGCCGUGAAUCCGACGACGAAGACCGCCAGAAAGAUCCCUCCGAGUCCACUUGGUCCACGUGGCACGUCAUCUUGGCGACGAUCCGGAUUGAAACUAAUAGCUGGACCGUCCGGUUCGGAUAGUUUCCGGUUCUUGUUCGCCGAAUCGUAUGAGAACCGGCCGGUUUUGUUCGAGUACAGCUCGGAAACUGACACGUGGAGUUCCAUAGAUGCCAAUGAAAGCAGCGAGGAUAGAGAACCACGUGGCAGCGAUCGGAGGAGGAUCUUCCUCAGCGUGGUCCAUCGGAGGAGAGAGAGCGUGGCGAUCGCCGUAUCGGAGACCGAUGGUCCGGUUGUUGUGCGGCCGAGAUUUGACGGAGGAGGAAUGGAGGAGCGGUUAGCAAUAGGUUUCAGCGCCAGCGACGAGGUCCAUCGGUUACACGUUUACGGUGAUGGGAACAUGGUGAUCAUAAGAUCGACGGUGGUCGAUGAGUUUGCAAAGGUGAGAAUGUUUACAUGUAUAGAAAUGUGGAGGAUGACUUUGGAUGGAAGAAGAUGGGAAUUUGUUUCCAAGGUUCCAAACGGGUUGGUGGAAAGGGUUAGAAAACCAUAUGGAGUAAUGAUGGGUUGUUUGGAGGAAAAAGAUGGGAAAGUGAAUGUGAUCCUGAUGUCUAACCAUAAGGGACAGUGGGACUUGAUUUGGUUGUCUUACUACGAUCUAGUGGGACGAGACCGAGAGGGUAAUUGGAGAUGGAUUCCAUUGCCGGAGUUUGGAAUGGAAGGCUUGAACAUGGCUGGUAUUGCUUUCUCAUCUGGUCUUUCUCUCCGAUGAUAUUGAUUUGAUUUGAU